AUGUACGGCACGGUCACGUUUAAGCGCAACAUUUGGCACGGAGUGAUCGACACUCCAGCGUUCCAGCGCAUGCGGCACAUCAAGCAGCUUGGAACCGCGCAUUAUGUAUUUCCUAACUCGCUGCACUCGCGCUUCGAACACUGCGUUGGCGUUGGGCACCUCUCGCAACUCUACUACGACACUUUGGGCGCAAACAUGCGCAUCGCAGACCGUAUCCCGCGACACUUGUACGAGUCGCUGCGCGACUGUGUGACGAUCGGCGGGCUAUGCCACGACAUAGGGCACGGGCCGUACAGCCACACGUUUGAGACCUUCCUGCAGUCCUGGGUCCGCGGUGUCACAUCUAUCGUCGCCAACAACGUCAGCGGAAUCGACACUGACCGGCUGGACUACGUGCAACGCGACGGGCUUGUAUCGUAA
This is a messenger RNA of Dermatophagoides pteronyssinus (European house dust mite), 420 nucleotides long. RefSeq names its product deoxynucleoside triphosphate triphosphohydrolase SAMHD1 homolog. The record is from RefSeq and is a predicted model, not a curated record. NCBI's taxonomy places the organism in Eukaryota, Metazoa, Arthropoda, Arachnida, Sarcoptiformes, Pyroglyphidae.